GUCUACUUUAUACACUACUUUAAUCUUAUGCCUAUAGAUACCUUUUCUCAACCCCUUGGUCUCUUACACACACAGAACUACUCUCUUAUCUCACCCUCUAAAUUUCUCACUAUGUAUUAUAAUACACUCUUGUCAAGAUUAUGUCACACUGUGAGUAACUUUGUUUCUGUUAUUGAAAAAAAUACAUCCGUUCACUUGAAGCAACCUUGAACUAAUCAAAAAUCAAAUUGUCCAAUGGUUUAGCGAAUUAAUCCUUUUUUUGUUUUUUUGAAUACUGACCUAAUUAACAAUUGGAAAGAAUUUUUUACAUAAUACUUUAAUUUAUUUAUUCUGUCCACAAUCGAUUGGAUAUUUUUUUCUGUAUGUGUGCGUGAUCGGUUGUCGUUGAUACCAAAUACACGUUUUUCUCAUUCUCACAAAAGUAAUCAGCCGAUUCAGUUGUACACUUGUGAUACUUGAAAUCUGUGAUUAAUCUAUCAUCAGACAGUCAGAAGAAUCUAGUUGCUUGUUUCACACAAAUCUCAAUAUUGUUCACUUUCUUUAUGAUGAUCGGUUUUCUUUAUUGAUAAAAAUAAUAAUGGAUUUAUCCCAAUCUGCUCCAGCUGAUUAUCUGGAUGAAAUCAUGUCAACAACUGUCGAUGAUAAAGAUGAUAUUUCUAUUGAUGAAGCUACCUCAAUGUUACGUGCAGCAAGUCUUCGUGAACCUAUUGGUCAAACUGUUGCAGAUAACGCUGGCAAGAUAAAGCCUCAUUUAUUACAUCCUCGAGGAAUAGUAAUGUCAACGACAGCGAUUAAUGACAAUGAAGGUGAUGAUGAUGAUGAGGAGGAGGAAAAGUAUUCUUCAGUUGGCUAUUCACAACGACCGUCUACUACUGCUGCUGGCCUAUCGUGUUCUGCAGAUGAACGAAUUAUAUACGGUAUUGAUCAUCGGCAGGCUGCUGAAAAUGCAAUCCCAAGACAUUAUCGUGCAAAAACUCUACCAGCUAAAAAGGUAGAUGAAUUAAAACUUCCAACUGUUUUUCGAUGGAAUGGUGGCGGUAAAGAGAUAUAUAUUAGCGGGACUUUUAAUAACUGGAAGAAAAAAAUUCCUAUGGUGAAAAGAAAUUCAGGAGUUUAUGUCAUUGUUGACUGUCAACCUGGUACACAUCAAUACAAGUAUUAUAUUGAUGGAGCAUGGUAUCAUGAUCCAACUAAACCAACUGUAGAUAAUGAAUAUGGUACAAAAAAUAAUGUUGUAUGCGUUAGUGAAUCAGAUUUCGAUGUUUUGCAUGCAUUAGAACAAGAUCAAGCGUGUAGCCGAAAACGUUCGGAUAGUUCUGAUUCUACUGAAGUGGAUAGCUUAGGUCAUUCACCACCAGGAGAAUAUGGUCGUUUCAUGCCUGCUAGUCUUGGUGAAUUACAACACCGGACAAGGACAAGAGAAACUCGGCAUCAUUCAAUUACUCCAGGUGUUGGUACACUUCCUCAACCACCCUUACUACCACCACAUUUAUUACAGGGGAUUUUGAAUAUGGACACGAAUCUUCAUUGUGAUCCUAAUUUGCUUCCUCAACCAAAUCAUGUAAUUGUCAAUCAUUUAUACGCUCUUUCAAUAAAAGAUGGCGUCAUUGUCCUCAGCGUCAUAACUCGCUUCCGACAGAAGUUUGUAUCUACUCUAUUUUACAGACCUAUUGAAAGAUAAGUGCACACUUCACGGCAGAUGUGUCUUCUAUACAUAUACAAUCUCUAUCUCAGGGAUCCAUCUACGCGUUUAUAUCAUCGGGUUAUUUCUACUGCGAUAUAUACAUAUAUAUUUGAAAUUUGUGCCUAGAGCCCGUUUGUAUAAACCUUUUAAAACUGUAUUCGCUUUUUACUUCAUAUGGCUCCCCACCCCACUU
This is a messenger RNA of Trichobilharzia szidati, 1877 nucleotides long. The record is from the annotation of a GenBank genome assembly. Lineage: Eukaryota; Metazoa; Platyhelminthes; Trematoda; Strigeidida; Schistosomatidae.